AUUCCCCAACACUCUUCUUCACAAAUAAUAACAGUUUCAUAUUUCUUUUUCUUCCCACAAUCACCCUUUCAAAUUUUCUUUUCUCCUUCCCUUUCCAUUUCACCAUGUUCGAUUCAAAUCUCACCCGCAAGAGACCCUUCCCACACAACCCUUCCGCCUCCGUCGUUUUAAACCAUUUCGAUGUUCCUCUAUUUUCCGCCACCGAAAACGGCGCCGUUUCGCGCUGCAACUACAUGCUUCUUCACGCCGACCAACCCUACUUGAUCGGCCGGAAGCCUCGCGACUGUCAAUUCGUCUUCAACGACCGCCGUGUAAGUAAACGGCACUGCCAGAUAUUCUUCGACGCCUCGCUUCGCAAACUCUACAUUCUGAGUGGGGUUUUGUCACACGCCGAUUCUUCCGAAUUUCGCCUCGUUCACGAGUUUAGGAAAAGAGUCAUGGUUACUUCUCGCGGCGGUGAGGGUUUUCCGUUUCUAGAAGCUUCGAAUGGUGUUUUUGUUAACGGUGUUGAAAUUAGAAAGGGAAUGGCGGUGGAGUUAACGGAAGGAGACAGGGUUUCACUUGUUUGUGGAAACAUGAGCGGUUCAUGUGGGAUUGGGAAUCGGAUUGGAUUUGUUGUGGAGAGAAUUGCUGUUGAAAGUUGUGAUGGUGAUGGUGAUGAUUAUGGUGAAUUUGAUAGGUUAACAUUCUCAGAGCACUCCCAAAGUGGGAAACGAAGCAAGAGGGUUUUCGCAGUGAAGGCUAAUGACUCAGAAUUUGAGGGAGUUUUUGGUAGGGCAAGGUUUCUUGUGAAUAGAUGUAGAGAUAUAUUGCUCAGUGAUGAUCCUUUGUCUUGCAUUAAGCGUUCUGUUUCAGAUUUACAAUGCGGAUACAAGUGUACCAUUGAUACUGAGUUAGCUGAGUUGGUGCAGAGGGUAACGGAAGACAAUGGUAUUGAUACUGUACAGUCAAGUGCAGGUGUACUUUGUGAAAGUAAAGUGAUGAAUUUGGAGGAAAGUGGUGAAAAAAAUUGCCCAAAAGGGAAGUUGGGAGUUGAUCGGGUUAAUGGUUAUUGUGAUGAGAAUUCUAAGUUGAUAGUGUCAGAUUGUAUUGAGAAGGAUAAUGUUUCUGAUGGAAAUAACUGGCAGGGAAAUGAUGGAUGUAAUUUUUAUCCACCUCCAGGGAAGAAUUUUUACUUGAAUCGUCUUGAAUUUAUGAACCAAGACUCAUUGGGUGCUGAUAAAUCUAUAUCACUCAAUGAACUUAUUCAUCCUAUAGAAAGCGUGACUGGGAUGUUUAUUGCAACCUUUACAAGUGACAUACAAUGGUUCUUGUCAUAUUGCAAGAUUCCUGUACAUCUUCCGGUUACAAUCGCUUGUCAAAAUACCGAGAGAUGUUGGAGUUCAAAGCCAGAUGAAAGAGUAUCUGUGCCUUACCAGAAUUAUCCUAACCUAGUUGUAGUGCAUCCUCCAUUCCCUGAAACCAUAGCAUUUGGUAAAGACCGCAAUAGACAUGGGAUAGCUUGCCAUCACCCGAAGCUGAUUGUUCUGCUAAGAGAUGAUAAUAUUCGAGUUGUCAUUACAUCUGCUAAUUUGGUGGAAAAGCAGUGGAUCAGUGUGACUAACACUAUUUGGUGGCAAGAUUUCCCUCGUGCCGUUUUGGUUGAUUUUGCUUCACUUUUCCCAAAAAAAGAUGAUGAAAUUCAUAGAGACUCAAAAUGUGAUUUUGCUGCUCAGUUGGCUGGGUUUAUGGCAUCACUUGUUAUUGAUAUACCUAGCCUGGCUCACUGGAUUACUCAGCUCACAAAAUAUGACUUUGGAAGUGCAACAGGGCAUCUUGUAGCCUCAGUACCUGGAGUUCACCUUAAUAGAACUUCUGUUUUGGCGGAAUCCUUUCGGCCCUCUUCGGUAAAUACUCAAUUUCUUGGCUCAGUUUUAGCAUCUGUGGUUGGUUUGAGCCAUCUUUUCCGUACUGUGGCAGACUCAAAUGGUGCGGGUUUAAAAGCACUGGCUGCUGUCCUUGGAAAGUCUUGUAAGAAUGCACAUGGGAGGUUUGAGAUCGUUUUAAGAAGAAAUCACAAUGUGCCUGCUGAUGAAAAUGCUGUUAGCGUUUUUGUUCCCAAAUCUGAUCAAACUUCCGAGGGAGAUUAUGUUCAACUUGGUUUUCUGCCUAGAAAUGUAGCAAAAUGGGUUUCUCCUCUCUGGGAUGCUGGAUUCCUUGCAUUUUCUGGAUAUGUUUAUCCAAAAGAAGCCCUUUCAGCUGUGUCAGGAGAAAACAGCCAGAAAGUACAACUGAUACUAAAUGUGUCAGAGGGACCUCAUUUCCGAGAUAUGUCAAAGAUGAUGCAAUCUGAACAAAUUGCUGCUUUUUGCUCACUCAUUGCUUCAAUUCAAAGACAUUAUGGACUCUGGAGAUUACGGGAGGUUCUGAAUCAAUAUAGAUGGCCCGAAUCAUUGGAGUCUGAGAUUGUAUAUGGUGCUUCUUCCAUUGGUUCUGUCAGUUCAAAAUUUCUCGCUGCAUUUUCGGCUGCUGCUGGGAAGAAGUCACUUCAACAUUUUGAUUCAGAAGAGUCUGACCCUGAAUGGGGCUGCUGGAAUGCUAGGGAAGAAUUGAAGAAUCCUUCUGUUAAAAUUAUUUUCCCCACAAUUGAAAGAGUGAAAAAUGCUUAUAAUGGGAUUAUGCCUUCAAGACGUAUUCUUUGUUUCUCAGAGAGAACAUGGCAAAGGUUGAAGACUUUAAAUGUACUUCAUGAUGCCAUCCCACAUCCCCAUGAAAGAGUAGGGCAUCCAAUGCAUACCAAGGUGGUGCGUAGAUGCUUCUGGUCUAGGAGGGAUGCGCCUUCAAUUGGUUGGGUAUACUGUGGGUCUCAUAAUUUUAGUGCUGCUGCCUGGGGGCGACAAAUUUCAAAUCCGUUUGGUACAAAAGCAGAUGGACCUCAUAAAGGAGACCCGUCUAUGAAUUCUGGGCUUCAUAUUUGCAAUUAUGAACUUGGGAUUAUAUUUACUUUUCCUCCAACAGAAAAUAAUGAUUGUCAUAAAGCUAAAAGCACAAAAUUAGGUGAUAUUGUUCUGCCAUUUGUUGUUCCUGCUCCUAAAUAUGAAUCUCAAGAUAGGCCAGCUACAAAACUUGCUAUGAGAGAGGUGAUGACUGAACUUGCUGAGCGAGAGGGAGAGAAACAAGCUGAAGAAGAAAUGAUGGAAGAGAUUAUUGAGGAAGAGGAAGAAAUAGAAGAAAUCAAUUGUGUUGGGGAGGAGAAGGAAGAAGAGAAGGCAUAUGCAGAGAUACUCUGGAGUCAGGUUGAUUCUUCCCAGAAUAGUUGAACUUUUGAAAGAGGCAAAAAUUGAGAGCAGGAAGCAGUAGUUAUGAAGCAGUCAACACAAGUGCAUUGGUGUUGGGGGAGUCGUGGUAUCUGGUCGCGGGAUGCAAGGGUGGCUUUGAAACUUACAGGAGUGUCAAACUUAAUCUGAGAUAUUAAGAUUGAAGAGCAAAGCUGUUGGCCUCCUAUCAAGAGAAAUUGAUUAGGACUCGUCCAACAAUCACUUGUCUGAAGCAGAUUGAUUUAUAUUUGGAGCAGGAAGUGGUGUUUUCAACCUCAUGUAAUCCAGUCCAUUUUAGGCAGGAGGGAUUAUUGAUACCCACUUUCUCGCCCCAGGUACCAAUCCCAAUUGAUCUGAAUGGAAAUUUCCACCUCUAGAUGGUUUUUUUAGUGAAAUAUAUUAGAACGAUAGACGGAAUGGAAGGACCACAGGUAGCAUCUUAUAGUUUUAAUUGAGAAUUCAAUUGGAGGUCUUACAUGCAACAACUUUGACAGUGAAAACUGUGGAGUAGCCUCAAAAGAAAACAAGAUAGGACCUAUGGCAAUUAGAUGAAUAGUGUAUAAGUAUUUAAUUAUCAUUUUUUUGCUAGAUCUUGAUCAGCUUUGGAAACUAGCGACUGGACAAGAGGCGGUUGCUGCCAAUAGACCCCAGGUUAGGCUUGAGGAUUCCAAAUUUCCAACAGAUGAAUGCUGUCAUGUCUAUUAUGGUCCAAGUUGGGUUAGCAAAACUGAACACAAAUCUUCUGUAGCAUGGUAUGCUAUAUUGAAUAUGUAAGGCGCAAGGCUUUACUUUGUUGUAUACUUUAACAUUAAUAUUCCAUUCAAUUACAUUCAUUUGUAAGUAAUAAACUCUGAAGGCUGCAACCACCUCUUAUUGGAUUGUGCCAGAAGUACACACCUUAGUUAGUAGUAGUAACUGGAAAUCAGUUGGAUAGCUUACAAGUGGUUAGAUAGUUUACAGUUAAUAAACUCUAUAAAUAGUGUAACAUUGUAAUAUAUUGAUCAUUUUUUCUGUAUGUAACAUUUGACAAUUAGCCCUUAAGCAAGCUAGUGUUUUUGCCAGAUUUCCUCUUCCUCUGAUAUCAGAGAUUGUAAGAUCAAUUCAUGUAUACCUUGUAGUUAAACCUAUUUGUUACAUAUCGAAGAGAAAUGAUUGUUGUAUUGCUUGAGA
Messenger RNA from Lathyrus oleraceus (garden pea), 4466 nucleotides. RefSeq lists its product as uncharacterized. The transcript has 12 exons. Gene Ontology annotation, molecular function: nucleic acid binding; phosphoric diester hydrolase activity; zinc ion binding. Lineage: Eukaryota; Viridiplantae; Streptophyta; Magnoliopsida; Fabales; Fabaceae. Gene Ontology annotation, biological process: DNA repair. The record is from RefSeq and is a predicted model, not a curated record. The coding region runs from base 105 to 3299 and encodes 1064 amino acids. Gene Ontology annotation, cellular component: nucleus.